Lacerta agilis (Sand lizard) is the source of this 1419-nucleotide messenger RNA. RefSeq names its product zona pellucida sperm-binding protein 4-like. Gene Ontology annotation, molecular function: acrosin binding; structural constituent of egg coat. NCBI's taxonomy places the organism in Eukaryota, Metazoa, Chordata, Lepidosauria, Squamata, Lacertidae. The record is from RefSeq and is a predicted model, not a curated record. The transcript is spliced from 10 exons. Bases 1 to 1401 code for a protein of 466 amino acids. Gene Ontology annotation, biological process: binding of sperm to zona pellucida; prevention of polyspermy. Gene Ontology annotation, cellular component: egg coat.
AUGUUCCUCCUGGACCUCUUGGCUACCGUCCUGCUGGCCCAGGGGCCUUGGGGGGCUCUGGCCUUUGCUCCGAAGAUGGGCCACGUGGGCAAGCGGGGAAGCCUGGCAGACCGCCAGGGGCAGCUUUGGGCUCUGGAUAACCCGAGUGCCAGCCACUGCUCGUCCGUCCCGGCCCCCGACAGGCUCCCCUGCGGCCCCCGCCAAGUGCGACAGGCAGAGUGUGUGGGCCUGGGCUGCUGCUACAACCCAACAGAGAGGGCGGUGCCUUGCUAUUACGCCAACAAAGUGACUGCCCGCUGCACCCCGGACGGCCACUUCUCCAUUGCGCUCUCCCGCAACGCCACGCGCCCUCCCCUCCGCUUGGGCUCUGUGCGUCUGGCCAGCGGUCAGGGGGAGCGCUGCGCCCCAGCCUCCAGGAACAACGGAUUCGUCUUCUUCCAGUUCCCCCUGUCCGCCUGCGGGACCACCUUCAAGGAAUCCGGCAGCCGGCACAUGUAUGAGAAUGAGCUGGUGGCAGACAGGCAGGUCCUGGCGUCCCCGUCUGGCUCCAUCACCCGCGACAGCGACUUCAGGCUGACUGUACGCUGCAGCUACUCUGCAGAGGAUUCUCUUCCGGUCGGCAUCCAGAUUGCCACUCCGCCUCCUCCAGCUGGGGUCGCCGAGCAAGGACCCCUCACCCUGGAGAUGAGGCUGGCUCGAGAUGCCAAGUAUUCCUCCUAUUACUCCGGCCCGGACUACCCAGUGGUGAAGGUCCUGCGAACCCCGGUCCACGUCGAAGUGCGUCUCCUUGCCAGGACGGAUCCAGCCCUAGUCCUGGUCUUGCACAACUGCUGGGCCACUCCCAGCACAAACCCCUUGCAGAAACCACAGUGGCGGCUGCUGGAGGAUGGGUGCCCUUACAAGGGAGACAACUACCAGACGCGGCUGGUGCCCAUCGGGGCGGACUCUGGGCUGCCCUUUCCGAUGCACUACCAGCGCUUUGUGGUCAGCACUUUCACGUUUGUGAAUGGCGCUUCCCAACAGGUGCUCUCUGGGCAGGUCUACUUCCACUGCAGCGCUUCUGCCUGUGCCCCAUCCGCCCUUGAGAGCUGCCGCAUUUCCUGCAACAGAAAUCCUCUUGGCAGGAGUCGCAGAGCAUCAUCUGGGGAGCGCCGUCUCCCUGAGAAGUGGCUGACCCUUGUGACAUCGGACGGCCCGGUGGACUUCUUUCACAAGGACGCAGACACGGUUGUUCACGAAGCAUCCCCCAAAUCCCUCUACCCUUCGACCUUGAUGCAGUGGGACAACAUCCUCUUCCUGGUGGCCGGCCUGGUGGCCGUUCUGGCCGUGGGGAUGUUCUCGGCCGUCGCCCUGAAGAAGCAGCAGGCGGCUCUGGGAGGCCCAAACCUUCCUUAUGCGUGAGAAGAAAUAAAAUUGAGA